UGUCUUCCAGAUCAAUGGCCUCGAAAGCCCCAGUGGGAUUUAUUGGGUUGGGCAACAUGGGUAAUCCAAUGGCAAAGAACCUCAUAAAGCAUGGCUAUCCCAUUAUUGCUGCAGAUAUCUUCCCAGAGUCGUGCAAAGAAAUACAGGAUUUAGGAGCACAGGGAAGGAAAUCGGCUGUCCUUACCUGGUGUGGCCUGUAUGUGACUCCAUAGGAACAUAGGAGCAGGAGUAGGCCAUUCAGCCCAUCGAGCCUGCUCUGCCAUUCUAUAUGAUCAUGGCUGUUUAACCAUGUCAUUGAUAUUUAGAAAUCUGUGUAUGUUUAAAGAUGAGAUUGACAAUGUCUGAGAUUCCACAGCCCUCUGGGGUACAGAAUUCCAAUGAUUCACAACCUCUGAGUAAAAAUACUUUUCCUCAUCUUGGUCCUAAAUGGCUUCUCCCUUAUUUUGAAAUUAUGUCCCCUGGUUCUAGACUCCCCAACCCAGGGAAACAUCUUACCUGCAUCCACCCUGUCUACCCCUUUAACUAUUUUGUAGGCUUCAAUCAGAUCACCACUCCUCCAUCGAAACUCUCGAGAAUACAGGCCCUGUUUCACCAAUCUCUCUUCCUAUGACAGUCCUCCCAUCCUGGGAACCUUUGGUGCACUCCCUCGAUGGCAAUAAUAUCUUUUCUGAGAUCAUGGACUCUCCUGCUGAUGUAGCCGAAAGAGCUGAUAGAGUCAUAACCAUGCUGCCAUCAAGCCCUAAUGUGAUUGAGGUUUAUACUAGUCCAAAUGGCAUUUUGAAGAAAGUCAAAAAAGGUUCAUUGCUAAUUGAUUCAAGCACUAUUGAUCCUGCUGUUUCUAAAGAAAUGGCCAAAGCAGCAGAAAAGACCGGAGCAUUGUUCAUGGAUGCGCCUGUAUCUGGAGGUGUCGGGGCUGCACGGGCUGGCAACCUCACGUUCAUGGUCGGGGGAUUGGAAGGAGAAUUUAAUGCAGCCAAAGAAUUGCUGAGCUGCAUGGGAACCAAUGUGGUUUACUGUGGAGAGGUUGGAACUGGACAGGCAGCAAAGAUCUGUAACAACAUGCUUCUAGCUAUUAGUAUGAUUGGAACUGCUGAAACAAUGAAUCUGGGAAUCAGGCUAGGGCUUGACCCGAAGCUUCUGGCAAAAAUUUUGAAUAUGAGCUCAGGUCGAUGCUGGUCAAGCGACACCUAUAACCCAGUACCAGGAGUGAUGGAUGGUGUUCCUUCUGCUAAUGACUAUCAAGGUGGCUUUGCAACAAUGUUGAUGGCAAAGGACCUGGGAUUAGCACAGAACACUGCCACAAGCACUAAAACUCCCGCUCUACUAGGAACCUUGUCCCAUCAGAUUUACAGGAUGAUGUGUGCACGGGGCUAUGCUCAGAAAGACUUCUCUGCAGUGUUUCAGUUCCUGCGUGAAGAGGAGAAUAUUUAAACUUGACCAACACCAAACUGCAUCUUGCGCAAUAGUCAUGAAAAUGUCAGUGAGUGUUCAAGUAAUUUCAGUUGUCCAACAAAAAAGGACAGGAUAAUUCUAUAGCCAUAAAUCAUGGUCCCAGAGAGGCUGUCUAGUUUUUUAGUGAACAGCUUGUGUAAUUGUGCACUCAGAAGUCCCUGAUUUAACUAUAUGGAAUUAGAUAAUGAAAGCAUUUUGAAACUGAAUCGCAAGCAAGAUGUCUAAGUUUUGAGAAAUGAGACUGUUACAUAUUAUGUAGGUUUGCUCUUUAUUACAGGGGGAAUGAUAAGGAAGCUAGCUUUCUGUUUUAUGUUUUUUGAGUUUCAUUACCAAUUACUUCACUAAGAGAUGACAAAUUAUGAACUUUCAUUUUUGCUUUCUGGUUUGUUUUCUUGGAUAAUACAUAGACCGGAGGCUGUUACACAUUUAUAAAUAGAUGGCAACAAUUACAUUUCCUUUAAAUAUUUAAUUAAAAUGUGAUUGUAAAUUGAAAUAAAAUUUUAUUAAUUAUGUACCAUA
Carcharodon carcharias (great white shark) is the source of this 1971-nucleotide messenger RNA. It is a transcript of the gene hibadhb, whose product is annotated as 3-hydroxyisobutyrate dehydrogenase b. Gene Ontology annotation, biological process: L-valine catabolic process. NCBI's taxonomy places the organism in Eukaryota, Metazoa, Chordata, Chondrichthyes, Lamniformes, Lamnidae. The transcript is spliced from 8 exons. Bases 607 to 1431 code for a protein of 274 amino acids. Gene Ontology annotation, molecular function: NADP binding; 3-hydroxyisobutyrate dehydrogenase activity; NAD binding. The record is from RefSeq and is a predicted model, not a curated record. Gene Ontology annotation, cellular component: mitochondrion.